This is a messenger RNA of Fomitopsis serialis, 2299 nucleotides long. Its product is annotated as Poly(A) polymerase central domain-containing protein. Gene Ontology annotation, molecular function: poly(A) RNA polymerase activity; RNA binding. Gene Ontology annotation, cellular component: nucleus. NCBI's taxonomy places the organism in Eukaryota, Fungi, Basidiomycota, Agaricomycetes, Polyporales, Fomitopsidaceae. The record is from RefSeq and is a predicted model, not a curated record. The transcript is spliced from 12 exons. Bases 102 to 1937 code for a protein of 611 amino acids.
CCUUUCCCAGUUUGUCAGACAAGACCGGCGAGAGGCCAGCAUACUCCUGCCUUCUACCACCACUUGCUUUCAUUCGACACACGCCUCCUGGGAGCUGCGCAAUGUCGACAACAGACGGAUACUUGGGCGUAACCCAGCCCAUCUCAACGAACGAAUCGAACGAGAGGGAGAAGGAGGUGACUAUCACCCUUAUGGAGGAGCUCAGGAGGCAAGGCACCUUCGAGAGCGAAGAAGAGGCUAGAUCCAGAGAAAUCGUACUCGCUCGCCUGUCAGGGCUAGUCAAGAAGUUCGUGGCAAAAGUCGGUCUUGCUCAUGGAAUGUCCGAGGCUGCGGCCACCGCGUCGGGUGGCAAGAUCUUCACCUUCGGCUCAUAUCGGUUAGGCGUCCACGGACCGGGUUCUGAUAUCGACACACUUUGUGUUGUUCCUAAACACGUCUCAAGAGAAGACUUUUUUGAUGUCUUCGAGGAUAUGCUGAGGGAACACCUGGGAGUACCUGAAGCAUACGUCCCCAUCAUCAAAACCAAGAUUAACGGCAUACCAAUGGACUUGCUUAUGGCCCGGCUAGCCUCGCCAUCAAUACCAGACGAUCUGACACUUCAAGACGACGACCAGCUGCGUAAUCUAGACGAGCGUUGCGUCCGUAGUCUUAACGGGAGAGCCAUUUACUCGAACGUGAAUGGUUUUCUGGGAGGUGUCGCAUGGGCGAUGUUAGUCGCCCGAAUAUGUCAGUUGUAUCCUAAUGCAAUUGCGGGGGCGAUUGUCAGUCGAUUCUUCAUCAUCAUGUACCAAUGGGCGUGGCCGCAACCUGUAUUACUCAAGCAAAUCGAAGAGGGACCGUUACCGGUCCGAGUUUGGAAUCCGAAGGUAUAUCCUGCCGAUAGAGCGCAUCGCAUGCCCAUCAUCACCCCCGCCUAUCCCUCAAUGUGUGCAACCCACAACGUCACAGCUUCAACACAGAUGAUCAUGACUGAGGAGUUCAAGAAAGGCUCCGAAAUUGUCGAUCGAGUGAUCAUCGGAAAGGCGGAUUGGUCGGAACUGUUCGCAAAGCAUGAUUUUUUUCACAAGUACCGGUAUUACCUCCAAAUUGUCGCCUCAACACGUAGCCCGGACCUGCAGAUCAAAUGGUCGGGAACGGUCGAGUCAAGGAUUCGGCAAUUGGUGAUGAAACUAGAAUACGUCGAAUCCUUGACUUUGGCACAUCCUUUCAUCAAAGGAUUUGACCAGGUCUACUACUGUUUAACAGCAGAGGAAGUUCGCGCGGUGGCUCAAGGCGAGAUUCUUGAAGCCGUUACAAAGAGGAAAAAGGAAGACAUCGAGGGCAAGGAGAAUGCUACUGUCGUGUACACUACGACUUUCUACAUCGGACUCGCUAUCGAACCCAAACAACCUGGCUCCAAGGGACCUCGAAAACUGGACAUCUCCUACCCUACCACCGAAUUCACCAAGCUGGUCAAGAUGUGGGAGAAGUACAACGAACCGGAGAUGGGGAUCACCGUCCGUCAUAUUAAAGCCACUGCGCUGCCAGAUUAUGUCUUCGACGAAGGGGAGCGGCAACCUCGGGCCACACUCAAACGACCCAAAAGCGGCAAGGACACGGAUAAGUCGAACGGUACCUCACCGGAUGCACCCAAUAAGAAGCGACGGUUGGUACAGCAUCCCGAGGCCAACGGUCACGCUGACUUGUGGAUGCCACUUGCAACCCACAGUGCAUCAAACUCCGUGUCCGAGCCGGUCGUCCCAACCCCUCAGCCCCUCAAGAUCGGCCAGAAUGGUACCGCCUCUGUCAUCUCAGCAGCCCCGUCAGCUCCAGCCGAGCCAACACCUACGAGCAACGGCAUAUACACAUCAAACGUCAAGGACCCGUCUCAGAUCAAGUCACCGCAACUACCGUUCGGCGAAAACGUCGCUGUGGCUACGGGCAUAACCCCGUCAUAGUAGCCAGUGCGACCCGGACUUACUUUCCUUCCUUUCUGGCGUGUAUUACCAAGUACAUCGAAGACCACCGUCGACGGUCUCAGGAGCCAGGUUUACGUCUUAUUUCGCGUACAGUACCCUUCGCUUUUCCUUGGUUUAUUCAUCUUCGGUUUCGACUUUUGACAGGUUACCGCGCUGGCCUUGUGCGGUCGACUGCUCCGGAAGCUACCCUUCAGGCGUGGUUGGUUCUUCGGGCGCAUUCUGGUCUCUUUCUUGUUGCUGGCGUAGCUUCGCUUGAUGACAUACCUCCUGUAUCCUUCGCAACAAACCAAUAGCUGCUAUGUAUUGUACAACACAAAUCUAUGAGUAGGCGUAUGUCGAGA